ACUCCUCUUCCGGGAGUGUCUGGUGUGUAAAUCGAGCGCUCCCCGCUGCUCUGUGUGCGGAAGCUGACUGCAAUCUCCGGAAACGAUAAGUCAGCUGCCCGACGGCUGAUGGUGUUUAUCCCUGAAACUAGCUUGAUGGCGAACGUCGCUUGUUAGUGUGUUUUCUUCUUUAUUAUCGCUUUCAUCCAUUCUUAAAAAAAGGACUGGCUCGUUUUAAUCUCAAACAGAGACUUGGUGUCGGACCGUAGAGAUGAAGUGUGUGUUUGUUGUCGAGGCUCUCUCUCUGGUUUGUUUUGUCCUGCUGAGCCAGGUGUCAGCGAAGGUAAGGCUGUGUGUAAUCUAGGUUAGCUGGGGCUACACACAAAUGGUCAUCUCAGUUAAAUGCCCUUUUUUAUAAACUCUCCAAUAAUAAAAAAAAAACCUGUGGAUCGUUGUGACCGUUGGUACAGCACACACAAAGAUAACGUUAAACCCUGAUAUCCUAAGGCUUUGGGGCUUUCUUAUAUGUCGAUAUGACAAAAUGUAGAUUUAUUUAACUGUAUUUAAUCACAUAAUCUCCUGCUACAUAUCCACCUAGCACUGAAAAUAAGAGUUUAUGUAAGGCGAACAGCUCAGUUACCUAAAGAGCUGUCAGCUGACUGUUUACUGUCUGAUCGAGGGAGCUUCACUUUAGCAUUAGCUGCUCAUCAGGCAAAAUUAGCUUGGACGAUGAUAUACAUCGAUUUAAGGCUGGAAAUGAUCAUAAUGGGAGUAGAUGACAUAUAGGAGACACCAAGACUGUAUUUUACACGUUAAAUAUGGUUUAAUGGAUCAUGCCGUAGGCUAUGCUUCACACAACAAAUUGCAACAACACCCACCAUGUGUAGUUUAUAACCCAGUGCCUCACAACAAAAAAAUGACAUCAUACAAAACAAAAUCAUAGAAAAUCAGGGCUGUGAUAAAAGUCUUAUAUAAUUGCAACUGUAAAGAAAGUAAUGGAUAAAAAGUCUAUUAACAUUUAGCUUUAAAACCACUUUUACUGUUUGAAGGGAAAUAAAAUGUCAGAGCAAUACUAUAUGGCCACUUUUUACUGUUCAUAUGGGCAAAGUUGUAAUGAUAAUAAUAAUUUUAAUUUAUAACGCGCUUUUACAGGUGCUCAAAGAAGCCUUACAAAGAAAAAAUAAAAAUUUAAAAUAAUAAAAAGAGUAAAAAUAAAAAUAUCAUCUCAAUGCACCAAUAUGUGAGAAAAUUUUGAAAAAUGGUUUAAUACUCAUGAUUCCUCUAUUACAGAAUUCUGAGGACAUCCGGUGCAAAUGCAUCUGUCCACCAUACAGGGACAUCGAAGGACAAAUCUACAAACAAAAUGUGUCCCUGAAAGACUGGUACGUUAUGGGAACUAUAACCACACCUUCCUAAAUGAUAUGAGCCAUCUAUUUCACCUAUGCAUCUGCUUUUUCACUGAAGUGAACUUCUUUAUUUUUCAGCAACUGUCUCCAUGUAGUCGAACCCAUGCCAGUCGAUGGAAAAGAUGUGGAGGCAUAUUGUUUACGCUGUGAGUGCAAGUAUGAAGAGAGGAGCUCAGGGACCAUCAAGGUAAAUUGAGGGUAAAGCUUAGAUGUCAUAGAGUAAGGGAUGGGUGAUUACAUUACAUUUGUUUUGCUAUCUGAAACCGUAGAGCUGAGCCUUUUAAAUCUAUGAGUACAAUAUAUAGACAGGAAUUUCCACUGUUGUUCAUAAUGGAACUGAUUUGUGGACUCCUGGUAUAUUUUCUCUGCCUGUGUUGUAGACAUGCGAAAGAAAACCAUCUAAUUGUUCUUUACAUUUUUUAGGUCACAAUUAUAAUGUACCUCUCUAUUCUGGGCCUGCUGUUGCUCUACAUGGUCUACCUGACUCUACUGGAGCCCAUGCUGAAGAGGCGUCUGUUCGGACACUCACAGCUUAUCCAAAGUGAUGAUGAUGCCGGGGUAUGUGUUACGAUUAUCAACUUAAAGAAAAGAAACGUUAUGAAAAUGAUUGUUUGACAAGUAUCAUUCCAGACGCAUUUGGGUACCACAAAGGCCUGAAAUUUCAAAAUAAAAGAUUAAUCACAUUACAUUUAUCUGAAAUAAAUAUGGAAAUGUCCAAAAUGGCGGUGCUUUAAUAGCUCUCCAAACACAGAGAUGAGUGUAUGGUUUCUAAAAGUGCUGUCUCACUCUGAGUUCGAUCCAUUAUUAACCUCAAUCAUGAGCAAAGAGCUGCAGCAGGGACAUGAUAAAGCCAGUCCAGUAUGCAAACAGCUUUAGACACUUUAAACUGACAUCCUACUGCAUGCCCCUAGUAUGGGAAUUCUUAAGAUCCUGUUCCUGGAUAGAGCUGUAAAUGGAAAAACAAGUAAAUCCUGCUAGAUUUCUAUUGGCUGAACCUGUUAUGUAUUAUGUAAAUAUGGAUAUGACAGAGAAAGUGAGGCAGGUGUAAUGGUAAAGCAGACUUAGAUUCAUGUUAUCUAGGACAGAGUUAUUUAAAGUGUGUAACUGAUUUUUUGAUCAGGUGGACUAAAGUAUCAAAUAAGAAAUAAUAAGUUUUGAGAUCUGAUCAAGCAGAAGAGACGUCUUGCUCUCGGAUCUUCUAUAACUUCAUCAUUGUGUUAUCAGUAUUGUAUUUUAGUAUUAGCUGAACUAAGCUAAAUAAGUUCCCCAAAAAGCUGUUGAAGUUGGUGAAAAAAAAAACUGAUUACUGACCAGUUAAUGUGAAACUGUGAGUCAUCUCCAGAGUGCAGAGGAGACCAAAACAUGGAUCUCUGCCAAUCUCUACCAGUAAACAAGUCUCUGAUGAAGUCCUAUCUCAGGAAAUGGAAGGACAGUUAAGUUACUCUAGGCGUAAACAAAGAACAGUUAAUCAGCGUGAUAUAAAAAAAGGUUUUGGUAUCAAUGAAAGAAAACAGAGACUGCCCUUGCCUGAAGGGAACUCCAGCCAACACUGAGCACUCGUGUGUUUUCACUGGCAGAGUCCAGGAUGGAGGAAUUGCUAUAUGAGAGGGUUUUCUAAAAAAAAAAACAGUUUUGCUUUUGAAAUUUUCCUGAGCAGCAGCAGCAGCAGCAGCCCACACCAGAUGUUUCAUCUGAAGAGUGUGAAACCAUCCAACUCUUGUCAAAAAGGACAGGAGACUGACAGCAUUAUCAUCACCAGAUAACUACAGAAAUAAUGUUUAUGUAGAAAACCUUAAUGUUCCUUUAACUGCAUGAAAGUCACAGCGCUUGCUUCUUAUUUGGAAAUAAGCUUUGGGAAAGGCUCUGAAAUGAAGAGCUGAAGUGGCUCACUGAAAGGAACAGGAUAUUGCCUCCAUUAAAGCUUGAAGGGAGUGUCACACCAGCCUGUUCCAUGAGUUUAAAGAUAAUCGUGCUUUUCUCUACCAUGUGUUUCAGGACCAACAACCCUUCGCCAAUGCUCACAACGUCCUCUCCCGCUCCCACUCUCGACCCAACAUGUUGAACAAAGUGGAGCACGCUCAGCAGCGCUGGAGGAGGCAGGUCCAGGAACAGAGGAAGUCCGUGUUCGAUCGCCAUGUUGUUCUUAGUUAAACUACCAUCUGCCCUGAGAUCAAGAGUUACUGAUGAAAAAAAAAAAAAGAAACAAAAAAAGAAACACUGUGACAGAGCCCUCGAUUUAUAUAUUGCUUCAUUUUUCUUAUUUGUACUUUGUAUCUCCUAUCUAUGAUGAUCUGAGGUGAUCAAUAUGAAGGAUUUAGAUCCAACGCAGGUGUAAAAUCCCAGCUGGGGACCCACACAUAGUCCACCCCGGCAGCACAAGAGAUGACAGUGAGUCGUUUUUGCACAAUAUUGAAUAAGCAGUCUUAAAAAGCAUUCCUAGGAGCUGAUUUGCCUCAUCUCUGCCUGAUGUCUGGUUUGCUGAAGUGCCAAGUCACCAGAGAAUUUCAGACACAAACUAGCACACGAAGGCUUGGUGAUUAAACGUGAGAUGAAACGAGUAAUUUCAAGUGAAUAUUUUCAAGCAUCUUUUGACUCCUGACCUCAGUUUCAAAUAAAGAAAAUCCACUCAAAGCUGACAGUCUUUCAUUAUUAUCAAACAAAAUGGUGUCCAGAUAUCUGCCAGAUUAUCUGGAUCCCUUGAACACAUGGCUGGCUGGUAUUUUCCACCCAAACUCUAAAACAACUUUGGACGACUGCUCUAAUCACAGACAAACGUUUAAAAAGUAGAUCUUUCAGCUUUCUUUGAGAGUGCAUGUUUUAUAACAAACCUUUUAUAAUUGUGUUUUCAAUCCUCCAUCUCUUCCAUGAUGUUUACUGUCUGGUGUUAAUAAUCAUCAUUUAAUACAUUCAAUUUGAUAUCUGAACAUUGUAUCAUUGAGCGUUGUCUCGGACAAAUCGAUGCAGUUUCUUGGUGAUGUCCUAGUGAACAUAGCUGUGAUAUUGAUCCUCACCUUUUUUUCUGGAAUUAGUGACCUCUCUUAAACUGUUAAAACAAAUCUAAUGAACAGUUAUUGAUUUUCUAACAUCAGUUCCAUUAGGACGCUCCUUGUUGUCCAUCAGGCUUCAUUAGAAAACAGUGUGGUGUUAUUCAGAGUCAUUUUUUGUGUAUGAUGGAGCUGUGAAUGCAGAGUGGAAGGAGAUAAAUCACGAUCAGCAGACCUUCGGAAGUGUUCUUAACUAUUGUGUAUGUGAUACCUUUAACUUUGAAAUAAACUGAUGUAAUAUUUGUGAUUCUUCUUCUUACAUGUUUAUAUUUGUUCACGUUUCACAUCAGCAACACUUUCUUUCAGUGUGAAGCACAAAAGCGUAACAGUUUGUGAAGCUGUAUGUCCCUUUGAAAUGAAUAGGGGUUAUAAAUAUGGAUGAUCUGGUCGCACUGAACACCUAAAUUGAAUCCAGACACACUCCCCCACCUCAUUCUGACACACAGCCUCAUAUCACAUUUGUUUUUGCUUUAAAUCAUUAAUAUGGACAAUAUUUUUAGAGAUGCACUAGUUAAAAAUUGUACAAUUUUAUGAAUAUGGACUCUGCACUGCUCUUAAGAGAUCUAGCUAUCAGGAGGUCUCUAGUGCAGUGAUUCUCGACCCAAAAGUGGGUUGCGGACACGUUCUGGAUGGGUCACGAACAGCUGGCCAAAAAAGUAAAUAUUUAAUGCAAUUUUUAUUUGAUAUUUUCUGGAAAAGCAACUUCAGUAGUUGUUGUCCUUAUGUUGUCCCUUUCAUGUGUUCUGAAACGCACUUAAAUCAAUAAAACAAGUGGAUUUAUGUUAAAGAUUAGAGGCUUUAAAGGUUUUUCUUUUAAUAAAAAAUAAAUUUGCUUGGUUUGAAUUCUAUAAAAGUGGGCCGUGACUCAAGGACCAUGGGAAAAUGUGGGUCCUAGAGUGAGACCAGCUGAGAACCAAUGCUCUAGUGGAUUCAGGACAUCAGUAAAAACAACUGCUCAGCCUUGUAUUGGAAACACAAAAAGGCUGAACAUGUAACAAUGGUAUCAUAUCUUCUGAUGCAUUCUUGUCGUUUUGUUGUCAGUAUAUCUUCUAAUUCUCCUCCGGCUCUGAGCUCUGUACUGACUUGAUAGUUUGCAGUGUCAUUAAAAUAACUCCACAGGCAAGUUCA
Xyrichtys novacula (pearly razorfish) is the source of this 5557-nucleotide messenger RNA. The record is from the annotation of a GenBank genome assembly. NCBI's taxonomy places the organism in Eukaryota, Metazoa, Chordata, Actinopteri, Labriformes, Labridae.